Brassica rapa (field mustard) is the source of this 1741-nucleotide messenger RNA. Its product is annotated as protein COBRA. NCBI's taxonomy places the organism in Eukaryota, Viridiplantae, Streptophyta, Magnoliopsida, Brassicales, Brassicaceae. Gene Ontology annotation, cellular component: plasma membrane. Gene Ontology annotation, biological process: cellulose microfibril organization; plant-type cell wall cellulose biosynthetic process. The record is from RefSeq and is a predicted model, not a curated record.
AUCCCAAACAGUGCUUCUUCUAUUUGCAAAGCUGAAAAUCUUGCUGCUCUCUCUUAUAAGUCCACUUCACAUUCAAGCAAAGCUUAUUACUCUGAGAUUGAUUCGUUUUAAGAUUUUAACCAGACCCAUCUAAGAGGGAUCUGGAACAAGCUCCGUUGCUCUGAUCAACAGAGGAAUAACAAAAAAUGGAGUCUUUCAUCUCCAGAUCCACCUCCAUUGUCUCCAAGAUGAGUUUCUUGGCCGUAGGGAUCGUCUUCUUGGUUUCUUCCUCUUCCUUUACUUCCACAGAAGCAUAUGAUGCGCUAGAUCCAGAAGGCAACAUUACAAUGAAAUGGGAUGUCAUGAGCUGGACUCCUGAUGGCUAUGUUGCCGUGGUUACCAUGUUCAACUUCCAGAAGUACAGACACAUUCCAUCUCCAGGAUGGACAUUAGGCUGGAAGUGGGCUAAGAAGGAAGUUAUAUGGAGUAUGGUCGGAGCACAAACAACCGAACAAGGUGACUGUUCAAAGUACAAAGGAAACUUACCGCAUUGUUGUAAGAAAGAUCCAACGGUUGUAGAUUUGCUCCCGGGGACUCCUUACAACCAGCAGAUUGCAAACUGCUGCAAAGGCGGUGUCCUCAACUCAUGGGUUCAAGACCCUGGCACUGCAGCUAGCUCCUUCCAGAUCAGCGUUGGCGCUGCUGGAACCACGAACAAAACCGUCCGCGUGCCGAGAAACUUCACUCUCAUGGGCCCUGGUCCAGGCUACACUUGCGGCCCUGCUAAGAUUGUGAGACCAACCCAGUUUGUCACCCCGGACACUCGCAGAACCACUCAGGCCAUGAUGACAUGGAACAUUACGUGCACAUACUCGCAGUUCCUUGCUCAAAGAACCCCAACCUGCUGCGUUUCUUUGUCUUCUUUUUACAACGAGACCAUUGUCGGAUGUCCAACUUGCGCUUGCGGAUGCCAAAACAACAAAACAGAAUCUGGCGCCUGUCUCGACCCGGACACACCUCACUUGGCGUCUGUUGUCUCACCACCGACCAAGAAAGGAACGAUCUUACCGCCGUUGGUGCAAUGCACGAGACACUUGUGUCCCAUCCGAGUGCAUUGGCACGUGAAGCAGAACUACAAAGAGUAUUGGCGAGUGAAGAUCACAAUCACAAACUUCAACUACCGUUUAAACUACUCGCAGUGGAACAUGGUUGCUCAGCAUCCUAACCUCGACAACAUCACUCAGAUCUUCAGCUUCAACUACAAAUCUCUCUCUCCUUACGCUGGAUUAAACGAUACGGCGAUGCUGUGGGGAAUGAAGUUCUACAACGACUUCUUGUCAGAAGCAGGGCCUCUUGGGAAUGUGCAGUCGGAGAUUUUGUUCCGUAAAGAUCAAUCAACCUUCACGUUCGAGAAAGGAUGGGCUUUUCCUCGUAGGAUCUACUUUAACGGAGACAACUGCGUCAUGCCUCCUCCUGACGCUUACCCUUUUCUUCCCAACGGUGGUUUCCGGACAGAGUUCUCUGUCUUCUCCGCCGUGCUCCUCCCUGUUCUUCUUGUCUUUUUCUUAUUUUCCGCGUAAAUUUGAAAGUUUUGCCACUGACGAACCAUCCUGUGUCCGGUUCGGUUACGGUUAGAGGGCGGCUGGUUUGAUUGUUCGGUGGACUGGUAUAAACCUUAUUUAUGUAAUUCUUUUGUUUCCCAAAAAAAAUAUAGAAUCUCUUGAUACUUUUAUUUAUAUAUAGGUUUCAACUUCGUUAUUUU